GGUCAGAGUGAGGCGGCCGCGAUGGCGGCGGUCAUGGUGGGUGUCGCUUGGGUGCGGACGGUGCUCCCCGGGGCCCGGCCGGAAAGAUUCCUGGCAUCUGUAAAUGUUUUCCCACUGUCAAAUAUCCAUACAAGAUCAUCUCAAGAGCUCAUUGGAAAAUGGGAGAAGAAGAAUAGAAUUGUUUAUCCUCCACAGUUGCCAGGAGAGCCUCGAAGACCAGCAGAAAUAUACCACUGUCGAAGGGAAAUAAAAUACAGUAAGGACAAGAUGUGGUAUUUGGCAACAUUGAUCAAGGGGAUGUCCAUCGAUCAGGCUCUUGCUCAACUAGAAUUCAAUGACAAAAAGGGAGCAAAGGUGAUCAAAGAGGUUCUUUUAGAAGCUCAAGAACUGGCAGUGAGAAAACACAACGUAGAAUUCAAAUCAAAUUUAUACAUAGCCAAGUCCUUGACUGGAAAAGGCCACUAUAUGAAAAAGAUCCGCUACCAUGGGAGAGGCAUGUUUGGCAUCAUGGACAUGGUCAGGUGCCAUUACUUUGUGAAGCUGGUGGAAGGUCCUCCACCCCCUCCAGAGCCACCAAAGACUGGGUUUGAUCAAGCUAAGGAAUAUGUGGAGCAGCUCCGAAACAGAACUAUUAUUAAUACACUGUAAUGCUCUACACCAGACAUUGUUGUAUGUUCUUUACAGUUUGGGCGGGGGGGGAAUGCUUGUGAGUGUAUUCAAAAAAAAAAA
Molecule: messenger RNA, 729 nt
Organism: Gavialis gangeticus (Gharial)
Lineage: Eukaryota; Metazoa; Chordata; Crocodylia; Gavialidae
Gene: MRPL22
Product: mitochondrial ribosomal protein L22
Exons: 7
Coding region: 22-648 (208 amino acids)
Biological process (GO): translation; ribosome assembly
Cellular component (GO): mitochondrial large ribosomal subunit; ribosome
Molecular function (GO): structural constituent of ribosome
Source: RefSeq, a predicted model, not a curated record